This is a messenger RNA of Penicillium argentinense, 624 nucleotides long. RefSeq lists its product as uncharacterized. The coding region runs from base 1 to 624 and encodes 207 amino acids. The record is from RefSeq and is a predicted model, not a curated record. NCBI's taxonomy places the organism in Eukaryota, Fungi, Ascomycota, Eurotiomycetes, Eurotiales, Aspergillaceae. The transcript has 2 exons.
AUGGCGGUCACCGAGAUCGCCUUCCUUCACUUGAAGGUCCGUCAGCCAUCGACCGCCACAAAGACGGGUCUACGAGAAGCUCAACAGGCCCAGUCGAAGUACUCGGGUUAUCCUGUCCACUUUCUGCGACAGGUGGAAGACCCAAGCUAUUUCUACCUUCUCGGUGGCUGGGAGUCUGUCGCUAUACAUGGCGGGGAAUGGAUUACGUCCGAGAUCAACCAGCGAUUGCUUGGCAAGCUGCAGGUCGAUAUGGAUGUGGAAUGGAUGUUUCACUUGGAUGUUCCGCCUUCCGGCUCUCUCUCCAACACUCCGCUCCAAGCACCAGUCGUGAUGCUGAGCAGGUACUUUGUCAACCCUAGCAAGAAGGCCAAGUUCGAUCAUGUCUUCGCAGCAGGUAUCCCAGCGUUGGAAGCAUCAACCUGCGUCUCUCCGUACUUUGGAGGGUGGAGAAUUGAUAAAGACAUGGAAAGCGAGAACGAGGAAUUUGUUGUCCUGACUGGAUGGAAAGCGAUAGAAGAUUUUCAUAAUUUCUCUGAGUCAAUGGCCACAGAGCAAUUCAUGGUAAUCCAAACUGUGGCUACAAGGGUCGAAACGAAGCAUCUCCGUCUGGAGAAAUGGGAAUGA